AUGUCGCACCCGGACAUUGUCGAACUCUCCAGUCCUUAUAGCUCAAACCCAUAUCUUUUUGGUUCUGGUUUUGGUUCUGAGAGCGGUCAUCAGUCGCCAACUAGGUCAUUCCGCUUGGGCCGAAAAGGUUCAUCUGUCACAUACGAUCCUAUUCUCACCCCCCAAGAUGAAUAUGACCGCCGGCGAUUGAGGCCGGGUGUAAACAGCCUCCCACCGGCAUCUACCAAUCUUGGACCGGGCAGGGUUGGCAAGUUUGGAGUGGAUUUGAUCCUGGAGGUCAUCCUCUGCACACUUGCCGUGGGUGCUUCGGUUCCAUUCAUUUGGCUUGCAGUGGUGGUCUCAAGGUACGACCAUGACCCAGUCACGGAGCACAAGACGAAUUACAUCCGACAGGCCACGAGCACGAUUUCUACUCUGUUCACAAUUCUCUUCGCCGCCGUCCUAGGCUCGACACUCAAACGCUUCGCAACAUGGCGACUGGAAAGAGGGAUUCGGCUUGGUCUGCUCGAGCAAAUAAUGCAAAGCAGAACUGUGUUCUCGGCUCUUACGGCCCAACUGUCCCUGCGCAAUAUCAAUGCCAUGUCCCUUGUGCUGCUGGUGUGCUGGACAUGCUCCCCCUUGGGCUCCCAGGCUUCACUGCGCCUAUUCUCGACUGGCAUCGAGCUGAGCACGAGUAGCGGUCUAGUCAGCUAUCCAGACACCAUAACUAACCAGGUCUUCGACGGCGUAUCCGGCGUUGAUUCGCUCAUGACAGCGCUUAAACCCACGUACAUCAGCUCCAUGUUGGCAUCGAAUGCCACAAAGUCAGGCACAAUGGAUCUCUGGGGCAACGUGAAAAUCCCCUGGCUCGACGAAACGCUCCCGCAAGAUCAAGACGGCUGGACCGAUCUUUCCAACACCGACAUACCAGAGGGUAUGUACUCUUCUCUCGUCGGCCUGCCCGUCUCAUCUUUAGCAAACCGCAACUCGUCAUUCAGCAUCGAGACGACUUACAUGACCCUGGACUGCAAACUGUCCCAGCCCGCCGAACUAGUCGACAUCAACUACAACGUGACCGCCGGCAACGGCACGUUCCUCGGGGCCAACGCGACGCGCCUCGAGACGGCCAAUGUCAUCUACCCUUUCUGGCGCGUGGCGAUGAACCAAUUCGUCAACAACAACCUCUACUUCUACGGCUACCCUGAGCUGCUGGUCAACGUGACGGACAACGACCUUCCGCAGGCGACGUUCCUCUUCCAGACGCGCGGGCCGUGGGUAUCGCGGUGCAAGAUCAACCAGGAGUACGUCGAGAGCAACGUAUCCUGCCGGACGACGGUGGCCGCGAGGUCGUCAUCAGGGCUCGUUGACGUUGGUGGCGAGGGCGGCAACACGCUUCUCCCCAGCUGCGCGGUGCUCGCCCAACGUAAGUCAACCCGUCGACACUCUCCCUCCACAGUCACGACAUUCAGCUUCCCGACGACGUUCGACUCGAUGGCGUCGUACUGGAUCAUGGCGACCGACCCGCUGCUCAGCUCGGCCUACUCGAGCCUGAGCGAGUACUACCUGCAAAACACGUCGGCGAGCUUCAUCCUCAGCGGCAACGGGCGCACCUACGCCGACUACAGCGACGUCAGCGACGGUGACUUCUCGCACCGCCUCGCCCAGCUCAUGAACACGUGGGUGCUCGGCGGCCAGGUGUCGGCCGACACCAUGGCCUUCUACGGGCUCGACCGCCGCACCGCCACCGUCGUCUACACCGACGCCGCCGAGGUGUACGUGGUCUCGCGCCCGUGGCUGGCCGCCUACUGCGCCAGCACCGCCGUCAUGCUCGUCGCCGCCCUCGUCGGCAUCUACUGCGCCUUCGACACCACCGUCCCCGACGUGCUGGGCUACUGCUCCACCCUCACCCGCGACAGCAGGCACUUUGCCUUUGCGCGCGGCGGCUCCACCCUCGACGGCGCGGCGCGCACGAGGCUGCUCGGUGACUUGCGGCUGAAGAUGGGCGAGGUUGUCGUGCCGUCGCCGCCGCCCGAUGACGACAACUACAACCACGACAACAGCGGCGGCAGCAGUCCGCACCCACACGACGACAUAUUACAAGCCGGGGAAAGCAGCCAACACCACCAUCAGCAUCGCCGCCGUCACCGGCACCGGCAGCACCAGCAGCAGCUGCAGCCUUUUCGGAACGAUUUCGUCAACGACUUUUCAUAUAAUCCGAGAUCGGAAAGGGCCGCGUCUCUUGCAAUCGCUCCGCCUGAGUACGUGAAGACACCCAAGAGGGGAAUGCUGUAUUCUUGA
This is a messenger RNA of Exophiala spinifera, 2277 nucleotides long. RefSeq lists its product as uncharacterized. NCBI's taxonomy places the organism in Eukaryota, Fungi, Ascomycota, Eurotiomycetes, Chaetothyriales, Herpotrichiellaceae. The record is from RefSeq and is a predicted model, not a curated record. The transcript is spliced from 2 exons. The coding region runs from base 1 to 2277 and encodes 758 amino acids.